This is a messenger RNA of Saccostrea cuccullata (small rock oyster), 650 nucleotides long. RefSeq lists its product as uncharacterized. The transcript has 5 exons. The record is from RefSeq and is a predicted model, not a curated record. The coding region runs from base 21 to 650 and encodes 209 amino acids. NCBI's taxonomy places the organism in Eukaryota, Metazoa, Mollusca, Bivalvia, Ostreida, Ostreidae.
UAUAAAAGAUAAAAGAUAAAAUGAAAUCUUCAAUUACAGUCAUCGUUGGCAUCAUUCUUAAUUUUCAGGUCACAAGAACAUUUUCGACUUCCUGUCAACAAAAUCUGAAAGUAACAUCAUGUCCUAAAUCUAUUAAGGCAUGGAGAGAGAGGGAACAUUUAAAGGGAUGUUAUGUGCCUCAAAAUACCUGUGCUGCAUUUAAAAGUUCAAAUUUAACGUUCGUUUAUCAUUGUUUACCAAAUGAAUUUUUGAAUGCAACGUACGAAGUCUGCAUGCCUGCAACAUAUAUACUAGGUAAAAGAUGUGCUGAAUAUAAUGUUCAUGGUAGAGUCAUUCAGUCCAGUUUGGAAAACCAUUGUGAAACCUGUCCUGUAAGGUACAUAUCAACAGAUAUCUAUAAAUAUCAAAGUUGCUAUGACAUUCUGAGCAGCUCAGAAGAAGUUUCAACAGACAACAAGAUCGAAAAUCAAAACAGAUAUAUGAUGGGCAUUACUCGUUGGAACGUGGUCUUCGCUUUAUUGUCAAUAUUAGCUGUCUCUGUUUUUGUGAUUGCUGUUGGGGUUGUUUUUAUUAUUAUCCGGUUGAAAUUAUUAUCUUCUCGCAAAAAUGUCUCUGGCGAGCCGUUGUUGACAUCCUGUAGCAACUCAUAA